AUGGCGCUGCCGCUGCCCGAAGCCGUCGCGGCGCUGGCGGCCGCCGCCGUGGCGCUGGCGGCCGCCGCCGCGGUGCUGAUUUGUAUGAUUGCUCACAUAACUGCCAUAAAAAUGCCAACCCUUCACCGACAUGAAGAAGAGAAGUUCUUCAUAACUGCUGAAGGCAGGAAAGAACCUGUACCAAGUAUACAUGAUCCCCCUACAAGGGAGCUCUCUGUUGUUGUGCCUUCGUACAAUGAGGAAGACCGGUUGCCUCUAAUGAUGGAUGAAGCUUUGGAUUAUCUAGAAAAGAGACAGAGACAAGAUCCUUCAUUCACUUAUGAGGUAAUAGUGGUUGACGAUGGUAGUAAAGAUCAAACCAAGAAGGUUGCGCUGAAGUACUGCAAGAAAUAUGGAAGUGACAAAGUGCGAGUGCUUUCUUUGGUAAAAAAUCGAGGGAAAGGAGGAGCAGUCAGGAUGGUAACUCAUACUUUCAUCUCCUUUCAUCUCCUUCUCUAUUUGAACGAGUUCUGCCCCAAUAUGCAGGGUGUCUUUAGUUCUCGGGGGAAGAAAAUUCUCAUGGCUGACGCAGAUGGAGCUACAAAAUUUCCAGAUAUUGAAAAAGUAGAAGAAGGUCUAAAAAAUCUUCAGCCGUGGCCUAACCAGAUGGCUAUUUCCUGUGGUUCUAGAGCUCAUCUGGAGAAGGACUCAAUAGCAAAGCGCUCUUACUUCCGAACUCUUCUUAUGUAUGGAUUCCAUUUCCUUGUAUGGUUUCUCUGUGUCAAAGGGAUCAGGGACACACAGUGUGGAUUUAAACUUUUAACCAGAAAAGCUGCUGCACGGACUUUUUCAACUCUUCAUAUAGAACGCUGGGCAUUUGAUGUGGAACUUCUUUAUAUAGCUCAGCACUUGAGAAUACCUGUAGCAGAAGUUGCUGUCAACUGGACUGAAAUUGAAGGUUCUAAGCUGGUUCCCUUUUGGAGCUGGCUACAGAUGGGCAGGGAUCUUCUUUUUAUACGACUGCGAUAUAUGACUGGUGCCUGGCAGCUUGAAACAAGAAAAUAUAAUUAGGUUAUUUACAUUUUCCAAAUGUAUUAUUAUACUUAAUGGAACAGGAGAACAGUUUCAGUGAAGCACAGUGGUGAUGAAAGCUGAGGUAAUUCUUCAUUGCUGUUGUUGUAUGUGUCAUUUCUGCAACAUGUAUGUGUUUUAUAAGAUUGUCAAUGGGGAACUUGUAUAAUGUUUAGAAAAGAGAAAGCAUUUCUCAAAAGAUUAUCUGGUAAUCAGGUUUUUAUUGUAUUGAACAGUAGCUUUAACAGAUCCUACAUAAAUUCUCUCUCCUAAAUAAAUACAUCUGCUUUUGUCUCAUCAUACAUUCAGAUUUCUUGCUAGUAAAAUUUGUACAUGUUGAAAAGGGGCACUGUAUAUUCUACAAGGUGCAAUGUUCUGUCUGUUUUAAAUGGCCACAACCAUUUGUUUCUGUAGUGUAUGAAAAUUUAGAGCCAUAUUACAAUUUGGAAUGAUCAAUCAUGUUUCAUGCUGAUGCAUAUUUAGAUUCAGUGUUAUGGGAAACAUUAAUAGGUUUUACUGAGUUACAGAAAUAAUGUUCGUAAGGCUGUUCUAAACUUUCAGUAGUCUCUUGACAUUCCAAAUGUUCUUGUCUGAAGCCGAAAUAGUUUGUCUGAGAUCAAACUUUAGAUUGUCUCCACUGACUGUAGAAGUUCCAAGAGAAAGCACAUUUCAUUUUAAAAUGUUGUCUUUUAUAAAUAGGUUUGUUUCUUACAUACUAAUGAAUACUGUAUGUUCAAGGCUAGGAGUUCUUGGCAUCUCCAAAUCUGUAGUAAAAAGGGCAUGGAAAAGUAAUUCAGAGCAUACUAAAAUGAGACCCAGUGUACAUUGAAGGCCUGUGCAUUAGCAAUGCCAAUUUGAAGUUCUCAUGCUUCAAAUGAGAUCAGAGAGGGGGAAAAAGAUCUUUUCUUGGAAAUGUCAUACCCUAUUACAGAAUACAACUCUAAAUAAUGCUUUUAAAACUAUAUGGUUGUGGACUGCCAAUAAAAUAAGCUUGUUUCUCUUUUGGACGCACACACAAAUCUGAACAUGUUUCAAGCAUGAAGUGGGUACAGUUUUACCUUUGCAUAUUUUUAAUCAAUAAUUUCUCUUCUUCCUUCUUCCAACGGUGUUAUGCAAUAGGGGAUUUGCUCAUAUUAAAGUUACCUCAGUUUUCUAUAAA
Rhea pennata is the source of this 2209-nucleotide messenger RNA. It is a transcript of the gene ALG5, whose product is annotated as ALG5 dolichyl-phosphate beta-glucosyltransferase. The transcript is spliced from 10 exons. Lineage: Eukaryota; Metazoa; Chordata; Aves; Rheiformes; Rheidae. Gene Ontology annotation, cellular component: endoplasmic reticulum membrane. Bases 1 to 1050 code for a protein of 349 amino acids. The record is from RefSeq and is a predicted model, not a curated record.